AUGUUCUACAGCCAUGAGAUUCUCAACAGUCGCCAGUUCGGCGUUGCCACUAUCUGGGUUGUUGCGACCAUUGGCCCACGCGGCGGCGGCAAACGCAAAAUAUCCCGAAAAGCAAUCGAGGAGGUAGACAUCCGAAAGGCUUGCGAGAAGAUAAUAGAGCCUGGAGCCCCCAUCUCUUUACGUCUCCAGAGCAACCUACUCUUCGGCGUCUCACGAGUCUACUCAUCGAAGUGUAAUUACAUGCUCAAUGACGCCGAGAAGGUGCAGACCUUGAUGAAGACCUUCUUCCGACUCAUCGCCAACAAUGAGACCGUCCCAAACGCUGGAAGAGCAAGACGUGAGCAGAUCACACUUGGCGACGACCCAAGCUUUAUUCCUACCAGUGUCAUUCCGCAUUUCAUCAUCGACGACGACGGUAACCCGUGCUUCAUUCCCGGAAGCCGCUCCUCAUCGGGAGAGAAGAAUAAGUCACAGUCGCAGCUAAGCCCCUUCCCUGAUCCCAUCAGUUUCACUGGAGGUCGAGAAAAUUCGGUUCUGCACCUCGACAUCUCCCAGUCCUUUGAGGCUUUCAACUACCCGUUGCCAUCCCCAUUUGCACGCUCCUCUUCCGCACUAAAUACGUUCCUUCCCCGAAACCGAGAGGAUUUGGAACUCGACAUGAAUGCAGACCCGUUCAAUGCGAUGAAUGACCUUGAGAAUUUCGGCGGCGUGGAACUGGAAAUCGAUGAAAAUGGAGCUGUCAUUGUGGAUGAAGAUGAGCUCGAGCUGCCAGUCCUUGAACAACACAACAUGGGUGAUGCCAAAGAGCUGACCCAGAAUGAAGCGAAUCAUAAUCAGCAACCGAUUGUUCAUGAUUCCGAAGGCGAUGUGCUUAUGAUGGGCAGUGACCCUAUCUUCCAAGCAGAGGAUGAUGCCCUUCAACUGCCCGAGUCACCCGAAGGAGAUCAGUGUGAUCAGGCAGCUGCUCCGUCCAGGAAACGUCGACGGGUUCUGAGACUUGACAACGAGGGUACUACGAUCUCACGCACUGUCCUCAAGAGUUGGCAAGAACAGUAUGUUGAAAAUGCGGAAAGAGUUACCCGUAAGCGGAAGGGGGUCACGCAAAGCCAAGCCCGAAGUAACGCGUACUUCUUCACUCUCGGCCAGGGAAUUGGAGGCAUAGGCCGCAGCACAGGCAUUCCUGGUACCGACUUCCCUCUUGCAGAUAUUUUCGCCGGCUCUGGUCUUUGUGACAUCAUCUACGGCCCACUCAUUGCGCAACAAGAGGACGUACACACGCCGUCUCCCCAAGGACGCCGCAGAAGAGCAAGCGAGGCUUUCGACGAAGCGGCUGAUGGAAGCGAAGGCCGCAACGUGCGCCCGCGAGUUGACGAGACACCACUUCCAGGUCGCUCUAUGGACGAUGAUGGAGGGGCCUUUGGCAUGAUGUUUGGGGAAGAGACAAUGCCAGAGAUGGGGAUGGAGGCUGCGCAGCCCAUGGAUGAGCACCAGUCGUCCUCUAUGAUGCCCUGGAACCGGACGCCGUCAGUGGGCCGCGCCUCUUCGGUCAUCAGCCACAGUGCGCGGCGUCAUGAGCAGGCCAACCGCCAAAAGUCUACUAGUAUCCGCGGAAGCAGCAUUCCUCCGUUUGAGCUGCUCCAUAGCGCACCGGGAAGCGACUGGGGCAUAGGCUCCGUUGACAAGAACGGCUCGCAGAACCCGAGACCGGAGGACUCAAACCCCGCAGGUGUCGCCGCCAACGGCGAGCAGGAAGACAACAACGACUCGCAGUGGAUGCGGUCCACUCUGGACACCGCGAGCGAGGAGUUCUUGCAAUGGAUACAGGAGGAGGCCCAGAAGACUGGCCAGGUGAAGCUGGGAGACGACAAGGAGAAUCGGCGUUGGGUCAAGUUUGAGGAGCUCAUCGAGCCGGCGAAGCAGAACCACGUCGUCGCGGCCCAGGCCUUCCACCACGUUCUUUCACUUGCGACGAAGAACGCCAUCUCGGUCGAGCAGCAGGUCGACAACAUGCAACCUUUCGGCCCUAUCCGGAUCGGCCUCGAUAUGACGGCGCAUCUCGAAAACCAAGAAGAGUGA
Messenger RNA from Colletotrichum graminicola M1.001, 2076 nucleotides. RefSeq lists its product as uncharacterized. Gene Ontology annotation, cellular component: cohesin complex; synaptonemal complex. Gene Ontology annotation, biological process: replication-born double-strand break repair via sister chromatid exchange; synaptonemal complex assembly; mitotic sister chromatid cohesion. Gene Ontology annotation, molecular function: protein binding; chromatin binding. Bases 1 to 2076 code for a protein of 691 amino acids. The transcript has 4 exons. Lineage: Eukaryota; Fungi; Ascomycota; Sordariomycetes; Glomerellales; Glomerellaceae. The record is from RefSeq and is a predicted model, not a curated record.